CCCCGGGAUGCGGCCGUGAGGCGCUGUCGGGCGGGGAGCAGCUCGCGGAGCGCGAGGGCGGCGCGGCCGGAGCCCGGGGCGCAGGGGCGCAGGCUCUCCGCGCCCGUCCCUCGCCGACUUCCCGGGCCAGCCGGGCUCCGGGGUCGCGGAGAUGUCGUCGCCGUCGCCGCCCGCGCCAGUUGCCUGCGCCGCCGCCAUCUCGGCCUCGGAGAAAGUGGACGGCUUCACCCGGAAAUCGGUGCGCAAGGCGCAGAGGCAGAAGCGCUCGCAGGGCUCGUCGCAGUUCCGCAGCCAAGGCAGCCAGGCGGAGCUGCACCCCCUGCCCCAGCUCAAAGAUGCUACUUCAAAUGAACAACAAGAGCUUUUCUGCCAGAAGCUACAGCAGUGCUGUGUACUUUUUGAUUUCAUGGACUCUGUUUCAGAUUUGAAGAGCAAAGAAAUUAAAAGAGCAACGCUAAAUGAACUGGUUGAGUAUGUUUCAACUAAUCGUGGUGUAAUUGUUGAAUCAGCGUAUUCUGAUAUAGUAAAAAUGAUCAGUGCUAACAUCUUCCGUACACUUCCUCCAAGUGAUAAUCCAGAUUUUGAUCCAGAAGAGGACGAGCCCACACUAGAGGCCUCUUGGCCUCACAUACAGCUGGUGUAUGAAUUCUUCUUGAGAUUCUUGGAGAGCCCUGAUUUCCAGCCCAGCAUUGCAAAGCGAUACAUUGAUCAGAAGUUUGUACAACAGCUCCUGGAGCUUUUUGAUAGUGAAGAUCCGAGAGAACGAGACUUCCUGAAGACUGUCUUGCAUCGGAUUUAUGGGAAGUUCCUGGGGCUGAGAGCAUUCAUCAGGAAGCAAAUUAACAACAUCUUCCUUAGGUUUAUAUAUGAAACAGAACAUUUCAAUGGUGUGGCUGAACUCCUUGAAAUAUUAGGAAGUAUCAUCAAUGGCUUUGCAUUGCCGCUGAAAGCAGAACAUAAGCAAUUUCUAAUGAAGGUUCUUAUUCCUAUGCAUACUGCAAAAGGACUAGCUUUAUUUCAUGCUCAGCUGGCAUACUGUGUUGUGCAGUUCCUGGAGAAAGACACAACACUGACAGAGCCUGUGAUCAGAGGACUGCUGAAAUUUUGGCCAAAAACGUGCAGUCAGAAAGAGGUGAUGUUUUUAGGAGAAAUUGAAGAAAUCUUAGAUGUCAUUGAACCAACACAAUUCAAAAAAAUUGAAGAGCCACUUUUUAAGCAAAUAUCCAAGUGUGUCUCCAGUUCUCAUUUUCAGGUUGCAGAAAGAGCACUGUACUUCUGGAAUAAUGAAUAUAUUCUUAGUUUGAUUGAAGAGAAUAUUGAUAAAAUUCUGCCAAUUAUGUUUGCCAGUCUGUAUAAAAUUUCCAAAGAACACUGGAAUCAGACCAUCGUAGCACUUGUGUACAACGUGCUGAAAACCCUGAUGGAGAUGAACGGCAAGCUUUUUGAUGAUCUCACUAGUUCCUACAAAGCUGAGAGACAGAGAGAGAAAAAGAAAGAAUUGGAACGUGAAGAAUUAUGGAAAAAAUUAGAAGAGCUGAAGCUGAAGAAGGCUCUGGAAAAACAGAACAGUGCUUACACCAUGCACGGUAUUCUAGGCUGUAACACAGGUGCCAGAUAAAGAGCAGCUCCCUCCGUACACAAAAUCUUCAAAGCAAACCUCAUCAGUAUAAUAUGAUUAGGAGGCCAGUUUUUUCUGGCAAGCUAAGUGAAAGAAAUAUGGACUAAACAUAGCCCUGUGCUGUAUCAUGGCCACAGUAUAUUGUAACCUUUGUCUUAUCAUGGACUGUGUCACUUUAUUACCCGUGUCCUGAGUGAGGUGACUGGGAGUGGUGAGAAUCUUGACUUGAACUCUCGAUUGUGCUGCACACAUCAGGUCAUUCUCUGUGCUCUCACAUCUCUGCAGACCUUGGUUACGACCAGGAAAGAACUUUGUAAGUUCUUUGAGGUGUUGUCCUUCCCUCGCCUCUCCCAGAGAGACGUGGGAUAAAAGCCCAGCCUCUUUAAAGAUACUGCCAUACUCUGGGUUUUGCAACACUUUACGUCUCCAGGCUUCUGAAGCACAAAGUAUUAAAGCUGGGGAAGUAAACCAAAAUUCUGACUCUUCCCAAAUACCCCCUUCAGCAGCAGCACCCCAGAGUGGUGGACCCUAGGCUCACCCCUCCUUCCUUCCUCUCUCCAAGGCUGGAGGCUCUGAGUUGCACAGUGUGACACAGACCGCUAGCUGUCACUGCCUGGCUGUAGGUGAUGCAUUGACUGUGUCGAGGCCCUGUGUGUUCUUACCUGGUCAGGUGUUUCUCCCAUGUUAUCAGUACCAUUCCAGCCUCUUGCCUCGCCACUGUAUGGAAACUUUUAUAGCGGAAGCUCCUCACUGGGGAUUGAGCACCAUUUAAUAAAGUCUAUGUUUGUAUUUUGCCUUA
Messenger RNA from Phodopus roborovskii (desert hamster), 2417 nucleotides. It is a transcript of the gene Ppp2r5a, whose product is annotated as protein phosphatase 2 regulatory subunit B'alpha. Gene Ontology annotation, biological process: signal transduction; protein dephosphorylation. The transcript has 13 exons. The record is from RefSeq and is a predicted model, not a curated record. The coding region runs from base 152 to 1618 and encodes 488 amino acids. Gene Ontology annotation, cellular component: nucleus; cytosol; protein phosphatase type 2A complex. Gene Ontology annotation, molecular function: protein phosphatase activator activity. Lineage: Eukaryota; Metazoa; Chordata; Mammalia; Rodentia; Cricetidae.